AUGGCAGGUGAUCCCUUGGUUGCCUUGAUCACUUCGUACCACGAACUCAACCCGUCUCUGCUGGACGAACUGGAGGACCUGCCGACUGCGCUCGAAUUUUCGACAUACACCGCGAAGAACAGGCCUUUCGUCGUACGAGGCGGUGCCAGGAAUUGGAGUGCGGUCCAGCGUUGGGAUGCCGCGUAUCUGGCGACGGUGCUCAAGGACAAGGAUGUGAAAGUAGCGGUGACACCACAUGGGAAUGCAGAUGCCGUGGUCGAGGAUGAGAGCGGCCGACUCCUUUUCGUGGAGCCUCAUGAGAUUCAUGAGUCUUUCAGCCAGCUCUUGAGAUAUGUUCAAGAGGAUUCGAAACAGUCCAAGGGACUGGUCAAGUAUGCACAGCCUCAGAAUGACAGUCUCAGACUUGAGUAUCCUGAGCUCUUCCCGGAUGUGCCAAAGACGAUGCCGUUCGCCAGCGAGGCAUUGAAUCAAGAACCAGAUGCAAUCAACUUCUGGUUGGGAAACGAUCGAUCCACUACAUCUCUCCACAAGGACAACUACGAAAACAUCUAUGCCCAGAUACGAGGACAGAAACACUUCGUCCUGCUUCCACCAGUAGAAAUUCCUUGCGUCAACGAGACGCCACUUCAGUUCGCACGAUACCAUCCAUCUCUGGAACAUGAGCACAAGCUCGAGCCUGGUCUCGAUACCGAUACCGAGCUGAUCCCGGUACCCUUAUGGGAUCCUGAUGAGCCAGAUACCAGGUCUACAGUCUACUCGAAGCACUCGAAGUCGUUGAGAGUCACUCUCUAUGAAGGCGACAUCAUGUAUCUGCCUGCUAUGUGGUACCACAAAGUUAAGCAGGGGAACGGACCUGAAGGCUUCUCGUGCUCGGUCAACUACUGGUAUGACAUGGAGUUUGGCGGUAGCUUCUGGACUAGCACUGCCUUCAUUCGAGAUGUGUAUAAUGCUCGGACGAAGGAAGUGAACUAUCCGGAGCUGAAAAUCGAGAACGAUGAAGACGCGCGCACUGGCUGA
Messenger RNA from Fulvia fulva, 1017 nucleotides. RefSeq names its product Bifunctional peptidase and (3S)-lysyl hydroxylase Jmjd7. Lineage: Eukaryota; Fungi; Ascomycota; Dothideomycetes; Mycosphaerellales; Mycosphaerellaceae. The transcript is spliced from 3 exons. The record is from RefSeq and is a predicted model, not a curated record. Gene Ontology annotation, molecular function: 2-oxoglutarate-dependent dioxygenase activity. The coding region runs from base 1 to 1017 and encodes 338 amino acids.